UAAUCAAGACAAACACGCGAAGGUUUAGUGGUGUGGCGAUGAGAACAAGUUAACUGGGAGUGAGCAGAUUAAAUAAUACGGAUAGUACAGGUGAACACCCAUCCACACACAAACGAGGACUCUGAUCAGUUAUUACUGGUCUAAAGAGUGCUCGUUGGAGCUCUGAGACUCUGUGGAACUCCUUACUUAGGAAUCAAAUUAUGACAAGUUCCCCCUCUAAAUCUGGAUACAAGUGGUGGGAAGGAGAUGACAAGACAAAACGCCUUUACACAGAACUACUGGCAGAAAAGAUUGCAAGAAGUCCCAAGAAAACCCUCAAGACAAACAGCACGUUGACCAGAUCUGUCUCCAGCUGCAGUGACUUGAGAUCAAGGAUUCAAGCUCUUGAGCAUCAAGGCAGUAGUCCACCCAGCAGUCCAAUCAAGAGGUCAGCUUCUAUUAGGAGUUUAAGUUCACUAGAAGAAUCAGAUUCGUCACACAAUGGUACCGGGAAAAAGUAUACAUUUGAGACAGUUACCAUAGAUACGCUGGCAAAGCACGAGUACAUCAAAAGUCCUAAGAAGAAACCCUUUGGGUCUAAAGAAUCAUCAUCAUCUUCUUCUUCAUCAUCAUCACCAUCACCACCAACAAGUGGUUCUGAUGAAGAAUAUGAAAAGAAAAGAUUCUCCAUGCGCAAAACAUAUGAUAUGAAGGAAAAGGUACCAAGAGCGACAAGUGGUUUCCAUGGUGAUCAAAAGAAUGGUUUCCAAGGUGAUGAGAAAAAGAACCCUUGGGCGUGGUCAAGUAAAGAGAGCACAGUUACAGGCAAUAAUCCUGAUAGAUGGAGUUUAUCUUUUUCAGAUAAGGGUAAGGGACCUGCCACGCCCACUAAGAGCUGUUUCUCACCAAAGACAUCACCCAGACUCUCUAGCAUUGACUCUGAUUUAUGGAUGAAACCUAACCCGAUGUUCAUGUUGAUGACGUCUUCACAAAAGCCUGAACUCAAGUCAUUUGGGUGUCCUGAUAACAGCAAAGCCAUAGCUACAACAUCCACCCAGAGCGAUGUUACCAAAGAGAGGUUUUUAAAGAGUAAAUCAAAGUUAGAUGAAGUACCAGAAUAUAAGAGCUCCUCCUCAGAAUAUGACGUUGCUGAUGGUGCAAGCAGUGAUGGAGGAAGUGGGGACAGAGCAAAGAACUCGUCGAUAACUUUCAAGACACAAGGCUUCAACAGCCAGAAAUACAAUUUUCAAAGCUCAAGUUCCAAUGAUGAGGACAGUGGGAGAAAUGAUAAAGAAACAGGAUUCAUGAAAUCAGUCAAAAAGAGAGAAAUCCAAGCAGGUGAUGACAGCAAGAAGGUGCAGGAGAAUGCAAGGGUAAAAUUCAAUCAUGUGGAUGAAGUUGAGGGACAGAUUGAUAUCAACCAGAUCACCAAGAAGUUCCAAGCACUGUGUGAAGAGGUAGAACAAUUAGAAUUCAAAAUGUUUGAGUUUUCUGAUGACAUUCGUAAACUUAAAAUUGGAAUUGGCCUUAAGGAUGACAGUACCAACUCCGAAAACCAAGUUAGUGAGAUCAAGCAUCAUUACAAACAUGCGUUCACACUGGCGGCAGGUAAGGAUCUGUUAUCAGAGAGAGCAACUGCCCGUGCUCUGUUAAUGAAACAGUACAGCUCACCAUCGAAGUCUCCAAGAUCUAUUUCCAAGUUACUCCAAGAUACAGGUAUUGACAAAGAAAUGGCAGAAGCCGAUGCAAGAAGAUCGCAAGUACUUGAAGAAGAGUUGAGGAAAAUCAAUGAAAAGGAUCUGACUGAAGAUGAAAUUCAAGAGGUUUUGAGAUCAGCAAAGGCAAAAUACAUUGACAGGUCAAACUAUUUAGAAGAUAUUGGCUUCAGCAUCAAGAAAGACAGAAAGAAAGGCUAAAAAUACAAAAAAGUACAUCCCUUGAAAAUAAGGUUUGAAAAUCUCAUGAAGAUAAGUUUUGUUAAUUGCUUUUAAGUAGAAUAUUAAUUUACAGCUUUUACAAAAAAAAGUUUGCAUCGAGAUCAAGUAAAAGUUUCAUUCUUUAGAGUAAAGUUUCCUAUUAUGUCUUUUCUGGUUUCAUUGAUCAAAUUUUCAUUGUUUAAUUCCAGAAAUAAUCCAUAACCCCCAACUGAGGAAUUUCUUCAAUUUUCUUCCAUAAAAACCCUGUUAUUUUGUUCUUUGUCUGACCCCCCUACCCCUCAGAAAUUC
Actinia tenebrosa (Australian red waratah sea anemone) is the source of this 2204-nucleotide messenger RNA. RefSeq lists its product as uncharacterized. Lineage: Eukaryota; Metazoa; Cnidaria; Anthozoa; Actiniaria; Actiniidae. The record is from RefSeq and is a predicted model, not a curated record.